This is a messenger RNA of Crotalus tigris (Tiger rattlesnake), 2834 nucleotides long. RefSeq names its product phosphatidylinositol glycan anchor biosynthesis class H (gene PIGH). Gene Ontology annotation, biological process: GPI anchor biosynthetic process. The transcript has 4 exons. Bases 197 to 763 code for a protein of 188 amino acids. Gene Ontology annotation, cellular component: glycosylphosphatidylinositol-N-acetylglucosaminyltransferase (GPI-GnT) complex. NCBI's taxonomy places the organism in Eukaryota, Metazoa, Chordata, Lepidosauria, Squamata, Viperidae. The record is from RefSeq and is a predicted model, not a curated record.
GUCCCGGUUGUAUAAACCGGCGGCCGAAGCAUUCAAGGGACCGGCUCGCCAACCUUUCCAGCACAAUAGACAGCUCCUAGCCGGGAGAGGCGGAGCCUUCCUACCAUCGAGCGACAGCCGCCUAGAGAGGGCAUAGAAAAAGAAGAGCCGCUCUGCCCAUCUGCGAACCGCCAGCGCAUCGCUCACCGGCUCGGACAUGGCGGAAGAGCAGGAAUACCUAUCGAUCUCUGGGGCUCGCAUCAAGCUGCGGCCCCUCCACCACAGCGCCUCCUGUCGGGAGCUUCAGGUGCGCUGCCCGCGGCUGCAGCUGGGCUCUCUGACUGCCGUCACGUGCUGCGUGUGGCUCGUGGCUUAUGGGCUCUUCAUCGUCAGCCAGAACAGUAUGGUGCUCUCUGCUUCUAUAUUUAUCACAUUGAUUGGCCUACUUGUAUACCUGCAUUUUGUGAAAAUUGACCAGGAGUCUCUGCUGAUAAUUGACUCGCUUGGAAUACAGAUGACCUCAUCCUAUGCAUCAGGGAAAGAGAGCACAACCUUUAUAGAGAUGAACCAGGUCAAAGAUGUGGUCAUCAAUGAAGCCAUUUAUAUGCAAAAAGUUAUUUACUACUUGUGCAUCCUUCUCCAAGAUCCAAUUGAACCUCAUGCUGUUUCUGAAGUAGUGCCACUAUUUCAGAGCUCCAUGCCACGUUUGGACUGCCUUGUAGACAUAUACAAAAGUUGUCAAGAAAUCUUGGAGAGAGGAAAAAAUCUUGAUACCAGCUUUUAAUGUGAAACUUUUUAUCAAGACAGAAUAACCACAAUAAUACAAUUUUGUUCCAAGUUAUUAGGUGAAGCUUAUCCAAAGCAACCAUGUUAAUCUAUCUGGUUAUGUUGACAACUAGGUAAGAGUAGAUUCAAAUCCACCAAGGAACUAAAAACUGCUAGUGCCUUUUUGACAAAGGUUUGAACGUGCAGCUGUGAAGAAAUGUUACAGAACAAAAUUACUAAUCCAGGUUCCACAUUUUCUUCAGUCAACCUCAUGAUGUAAGAAACUCAAUGAUAUUUUUUUUUUCUGUCAAAAAUUAACCCUGUCUAAGUGACUGGAAAUCUACAAGGAAGAUUCAGCAGAAAUAAGAUGAAAAUAAGGUUUUUUCUCUUCCUAAAUAAAAUUUCAUGGAAGAUUGGAAUCUAUUUUCUGAUAAUGUUGAGUUAUAUGCUAUGUCCAAUAGUAUUCCUUUUACAGACUUAAUUUUGUUCAUUAACUAUAUAUUAGUAUUAGUGGAUUAUGAUAAUUGUAGAUAUAGUUUCUGGUUGCUAGGUAAGAUCAUUUCAUUUGUAUUUAUGGAAUUCAGAAGCAAAGUAAUUUUUCCUAAGUGACAUGAGGAUGCCCUUUGUUUUUAGAAAAAGCCCCCUGGAACAUUAGAUACCUGCUUCUUGAACAAUAGCUCCAUCUGCCCAGACCUGAAGUGCAUUUUUACACCAUAAGCUGAGAAACAGAACUCCUAUUAAAAAAAUACAGUGAAAGAAAAUAUUUUUAUUGUACUGAAAAUCUAAUUUAUUAACACCACCUCCAUCUUAAUAAAGAAUCUUAUGAAGAUCACCUCCAUCUUAAUACCGAAUACAGUUUUAUGUACUGGACAUCAGCAUAAUUGUAAAACAGUAAUUUUUCAUCAGUUAUUUCUAAUGUCCAGGUGGGCGCGGCUAGGUGACGUGGUCAGUAUAACACUUCGCUAUAUUGAAAUACAAAAAAAUCUGUUAAAGUUGCUAUACUUUAAAACAGGCAUAUCAAACUUGUGACGUCACAUGAGGUCGCGCAAUAUAUUGGGCCAGUUUUGCUAUUGCCGGCAAUGGGGUGGGCGCGGCUUCCACGUGAUGCAUCCGGCCCACGGGCUGGCAGUUUGACACCCCUGCUUUUAAAAAAACAAACUAUAAAUAUAUAAUAAUUUAUUUACAUGAGAACCUGCAUGAACCAGAAAAGAGAUCCAGCUAACAUACUCCAUAUUGGAGUCUCUGUUUCCUAUUUAUGAAGGGGGGAUUUUAAAUGAGUUUACAGUGAUGACAAACACAACUGGAACUGAGGAACUUUCAAUCCGAUAUAAAAAUAAAUUGUACCAUAUCGUGUUAAUAGAAUAAUAUUUCUUAUUUUAAACUGAUGUAUUGCUUUUUACUGAAGAUGCAUACCAAGGCAUACUUUUGUAUAUGCGUGUUAAACCACACAUGUAAUAUCCUUGUUCCUUUGUGGACAGAGUUUUUUCAAGUUCCUGUGCUUUCACUCAUAAAAGACCAUGGGGAAUGCUCAAAGAUCAUGAAUACGUUUACCAGAUUAAGCAAAUUUAGCUGCAACUUUUAACAGAACUAUUAUAAUAAAAGGUACUUUUAUUUGACAGGAAAUUGAUAUCUGAUAUUCCAAAUAUUAGUUUCUGAUGCAAGAGUUAGUUGGUUGAAAUUAAUAUUAACUGGUAAGGAAGGCAAAAGAAAAAGAGAUCAUUUUAAAUAUAUUUAUUUAUUAACCGUCCUCUUAUCUAGAAUAGGAUGCCAGAAAAUAACUAUCACUACAUUUUUUUUGUAGAAAGCUAAUCUCAGUACCAAAUGACUAAAAACUCAAAUUAUUUUAUUUAGAAGUGAUCAGUCCCAAUAGUGGGCAAAUGAAAAUUAAUUAAACUGAUUACCAUAUUAUCAAUAAUGUACUUGUGACCAAAAAGAAAAUACAAUUAUAUGGUGCAAGCCAAGGGAUUAUCUGGUUGGUGAAUGUCUUGCUCUGUCUUGCACAAUAUAUCUAGAUUUGUUCAUAAUGUUGCUAAAUCCCCAAAGUAUUUUAUGAAAGUCAAAUUUUAUUUUGUCAUGUGCAUUAAAAUACA